AUGAAAAAGGAAGUGGCAUGCACACCCGCUGAUACGCUCCCAGACCUAGAACCGCUGCUCACGGAGUCCAAGCGGCGCUUUGUCUUGUUCCCGAUUCAGUACCCAGAGAUAUGGCGCAUGUACAAGCAAGCCGAAGCAUGUUUUUGGACGGCAGAAGAGAUUGACCUUUCGCAUGAUCACUGGGACUGGAACGACCGCCUCAAUGACAAUGAACGCCACUUCAUCUCACACGUGCUCGCAUUCUUCGCCGCGUCUGACGGUAUCGUCAACGAAAACCUCGUCGAGCGGUUCUCCAAUGAGGUCCAGGUAGCAGAGGCACGAUGCUUCUACGGCUUUCAGAUCAUGAUGGAGAACAUACACUCUGAGACGUACUCGCUCCUCAUCGAUACUUAUAUCAAGGAGCCCAAGCAGCGUGAACAUCUAUUCGACGCGAUUGAGACUAUUCCCUGCAUCAAAAAGAAGGCCGACUGGGCCCUGCAUUGGAUCUCGGACAAACAAUCAUCUUUCGCCGAGAGGCUGGUCGCAUUUGCCGCUGUCGAGGGUAUCUUCUUCUCUGGCUCUUUCGCGUCAAUAUUCUGGCUCAAGAAGCGUGGUCUAAUGCCCGGUCUGACCUUCUCGAACGAACUCAUCAUUCGAGACGAGGGCAUGCAUACCGAUUUUGCAUGCCUACUCUACCAUCAUCUCAAAAGGCGGCUGCAUCCAUCAGUAAUUCUCAAGAUUGUCACCGAAGCGGUCGCAAUAGAGCAAGAAUUCCUGACGGACGCACUGCCCUGCGCUCUCAUUGGCAUGAACGCGCGGUUAAUGUCCCAGUACAUCGAGUUCGUCGCCGAUCGCCUUCUCGUCUCACUCGGAAAUGAGAAGCAUUACCAAGCAACGAAUCCCUUCGAUUUUAUGGACAUGAUCUCCAUGCAAGGCAAGACCAACUUUUUCGAGAAGCGGGUAUCCGAUUACGCCAAGGCAGGCUUGAAGACUGGCACAGACGCCCCUGGGGCAGCCACACACAAUGCUAGAGCCUUCUCCCUCGAUGAGGAUUUCUAG
Messenger RNA from Postia placenta MAD-698-R-SB12, 1038 nucleotides. RefSeq lists its product as hypothetical. Gene Ontology annotation, molecular function: oxidoreductase activity. Bases 1 to 1038 code for a protein of 345 amino acids. The record is from RefSeq and is a predicted model, not a curated record. Gene Ontology annotation, biological process: deoxyribonucleotide biosynthetic process. NCBI's taxonomy places the organism in Eukaryota, Fungi, Basidiomycota, Agaricomycetes, Polyporales, Adustoporiaceae. The transcript is spliced from 4 exons.